This is a messenger RNA of Arachis ipaensis, 2864 nucleotides long. NCBI's taxonomy places the organism in Eukaryota, Viridiplantae, Streptophyta, Magnoliopsida, Fabales, Fabaceae. The record is from RefSeq and is a predicted model, not a curated record.
UUCAACAGACAGAAAGAACUUUAUUUGGUCAUAUUUUGCUCUUAAAUUAUAAAGCACUUCUUUUUAUGGUAGAAAAAUGUUGAUCAUAAAGAGGUGAUCAUAUGUGUUGUAUCGUGACCAAUUUUGAUGAUUUCUAAGCAGACAAAAAACACAGAAAAUGAGGCUUGUGUGGCAAGCAAUAACAGCUUAGUAGCAGUUUAAGUAUGAACAACUUGGCAAUCUCACAAAAAUCAAGUGUUACAUUUCACCAUUCAGUGUUAUAUUCAAAUAUAAACACUUCUGAUGUUGCAGGUUCUUAAUUGAUAUUGAUUGAUUGUGUACUAGUCUCCUUAUAUUUCUUGUAUUGCAGGCAUUCGCAAACUGAGCAUCGUCGAGGAAAUGGGUAACAAUAAUACAACUGAUAUCAAAGAAGAAGACAACGAGCGCGAAGCUGAGAAGAAAACUCAUAAUGACCUCAAUCAUCACGAAGAUAGUGUGAAGGAAGAGAAUGAAGUAAACCCAACAUCCAAAAGGGAAUAUGCUGACUCUAAAUCUGCAGAGGAAUUUUAUGUUCAUUCAACAAGUGAACCUGCGAAAGAUGAGCCACAAGAAGAUAAGCUUACAGAUGAUUUAAAAGUAGAAAUGCAAGCAGUUCCAACAGCUGAAGGCAAAGAUGUUGAGGAGAAAGUUACAUUGCCAAGCAUGUCCAAGAAUGAUUCUUUCCAAGAAGGUACUAAUGCAGGCAAUGCGCAUAUGGAGAAUCGAAUGAUUCCAACUUCUGAAAGUGAAGAUUUUCGGGAGAAAAAUGCACCUUCUGAUCAUACAGGAGGUGAAGGAGAUACUAAUGCAGGUGAUGUGCAUACACGAAAUCAAAGGCAUCCAACUGCAGAAGGCACAGACGUUCAAGAAAUCGAUACUAUGUCGGCUUUAGAUCAUAGCAAAGCAAGUGAUCCUAAAGAACAUGUAUCUCAGGGUCUAGAUACUCAUCAUGCCAGUAACAAAGAUGAAACUGAAUUUGUUCUCUGUGACAGCCGAACCGAUGUUCUUGCUAAAAGUACCAUUGUGGAUUCAGAGGAUCAAUUUGAUUUGACAAACUCUAAUGAUAGUGCAGGGCAAGAAAUACUUGAAGUUGGACCACCUGACAGAACUGAAAAUGCUGAAUCAAUUGAAGAAGGUGGUGAAAAAUGUGAAAUUUUGUCAAGUUCUUCAUUAGUAGAUACUGAGGAUUAUGGAAAUCAAACAGAAUCAACUUUAAGGGAGGAUCCGUUGUUAACAAAUCUUGAUCACCUUGAAGAAGAUCCUAAACAAGAGGAAGAGGACACAAAAGUCUUAAUAUCGGCCAUGGAGGACAUGUUCAAUGAAGCAGAACUUCAAGAAUCACCAGUUGCGGAUCAAGUCCUCCCUGAAUCAUCACUACCAAAAGGUGAUUUUCUGGAUACUAAUCUUAUUUGUCCUGAAGAUAAUGAUGUUGUUAUAGAAAGAGAUACACAAACACAAGAAAACAAUGUAUCUUCUAACAUUUCUGGAGACAAUGAUAGAGAUGAAGUAAAGAAUAGUUUGGGAGAUUUAUCUGGAAUCAGAUCCAAUUCGCCAAGUGGCAACAUAAGCAAUGGUACUAAUUUGUUGACCAAGGUAAAUGGGGAACACUCGUCAAUGCAUGAAUUUGAGGAAAAUCACAAGUUGCUUCAUGCAGAAUCAACAACAGAAAAUUCACAUGAAAAGAGUCCUAUAGGGCCUAAUGGGGACUCCAAUGGAGAAAGAAAUGAAGAACCAACUUGUAAUGGGCACCAUUUUGAUGACUGUGAUGAUAACAACCCCAACAAGAAGGAUUCAGAUGAAACCAGCAGUGUUUCAGAAGAACAAAAUCAUUAUCUUGUGUUUCCUGAAGCUGAGUCUGAACUUCUUCCAGAGGCUUCACAUGCUGCUGAAAAAGGCCUUGAGGUUUUAGAACAAUGCAACUCUCAGUUGGUAACCACAGAUCAUGUUGAAUCUUUUUCUCUGCAUAAUUCUAGUUCCUUGUUACAUAUCUAUAGUUUCCAAGAGGGCACUGAGAACCACACCAAAAAUCACAAUGCCUCAAGCAUGUCAUCCUCGGAUUGUGAAGACGCAACUUCAGUCAAUGAUAAGAAUCGCAACUAUGCUAUAGAAGAUCAAAAUCAUCACCUUGUUGUAGCUGAAGCUGAAGUCCUUCCACUUGUUUCACAUGUAGAAUCCUUUUCAUUGCAGAAUUCCAAUUCCCUUUCACAUGAGAAGCUGAAUUCUUCAAUUGAUGAUAAAGCAUUUGACAAUGAAUGUGAAGAUUGCACUGAUCCAUGUCCGAACAAUUCUACACUUGAAACAAGGGAAAGUACAUCAACAACAACAACUACUGUAGAUAACUGUUCUUGUCAGAUACAAAAAUCACCAAGCUUCAAUCUCAAUCUUCAAAUUGGAGAAUCAGAGCAGAGUCCAUUGCUCUAUGAAGAUAAGUGCAGUACAAGUGAGAUGCCAGUGGAAGAAGAGAAAAUAGUUACAAUGGAAAGAAGCUACAGUGAGAAAUCUAAGUACUCAGAACAAGGUAACAUUGCUGGAACAUGUGAAACAGUAGAGAAGGAAGUGACACCAACUAUGCCAAAAUCAAAGGAAAAGAGAAAGGCUGUGUCUUCAUUCUUCAUCAACUGCAUGUGUUGUGCAACUGUUGCAAAUUGAAUUGAAGCCUUCUAAACUAUAUACUUAUUUAUUUUUCUUCUUUAUUUGUGAGGCUGAGUUUUCUUUUCUUUUCUUUUCUUUUCUUUCAUGUUGAUUGCUCAAUGUGAAGCUUUGAUCUAUAUAGACAGAUAUUGGUUCUUCUGUGGUGUAAAUUUUACUUCACAUUGAUUGUAAAGUUUGUUUUCAGAACACUGAUU